AGUGGGCGCAUCACAGCGUCUCUCUUUUGAAAGCGUGAGAUUCCCUGUCUCCCGCAUAACCGACGCGACCAUUCACUGAGCAGCACCAGCCUUAGCCUCUCCCUGCUGUCCACCUACAUUACCUUCUCAAUAUGCCUUCAAACUUACAAGGCGGGAAAGCCUUCGGGUUGCUUAAAGCUCAACAGAGGGAAAAACUGGAGGAAGUCAAUAAGGAGUUUAUGGAAGAUCAGAAGUACAGGGACGAGGAGGAUUUGGCAGAGAAGCUGGAUUCUUUUAAAAAUAAAUAUGCAGAAUUUGACCUGAACGAUCAAGGGGAAAUCGACAUGAUGGGUCUAAAGAGAAUGAUGGAAAAGUUGGGUGUGCCAAAGACUCAUCUGGAGAUGAAGAAAAUGAUCUCGGAGGUGACAGGGGGCUGUAGCGACACCAUCAACUACAGGGACUUUGUCAAAAUGAUGCUUGGCAAGCGAUCAGCUGUUCUCAAACUGGUAAUGAUGUUUGAAGAUAAAGCUAACGGAACCAGCUGUAAACCUGAAGGCCCGCCACCCAAACGUGACAUCACCAGUCUGCCAUAGAUCCCAAAGGAGUGGAGAUUUUGAUUGACAUCCCUGCAUUUGCAAAACUCGCCCAUGUAACAUUAGGGGCUAGGCCUUACCUAGAAACUUUUGCCAGGACCCAGGGAAAUCUUAGUUUGGUGAAGGACAAAAUGGAAAAGAGAAAAUGUCUAUAUAUAUAUAUUUGCUGUGAAUCAGUCAAAGCUUAAACUAGUAGCUUUUUAUAAGUCAAAAUGUAUAUAUUUAUAUGAAAAUGAUGUUUUUUGAAUAGUGUGUUCAAGCACAAAUCCUGUGAGUGAAGUCAUUGUUGAGUUUAGUGUGUAACACUGCAAGUAUGGGGUGUACAGGAUUAUACCAUUUUAAAUUGUGAGGAAAGAAUUAAGAUUUCUCUACUCCAAACCAUAGUGUGUUUUUAACCAUAGCGUGUUUUAUUAUCCCAGUACAUUUGCGUUUCCCAGUUCAGUCUAAUUCGCUUUAGCUUUCAUUAACUUGGCUUACCAUUUCUUAGUGUGACAUCAUACUGUAGAUGUGCAUGGGCUAUUUGCUUACAGUAAGAUCCAGUUAGUGCGCAGCCAUGAAACGACUCUUGAUUGGGUUGUUCUGGUGCUCCUUACUGCAGGAUUUCCUUUGUGUUUAUUCUAUUUCUUCACAGGAAGAGAAGUGGAAAACUAGAAGUUGAGAGAGGUGGCAAAGGAGGGAAGAUUAUUAGCAAGAGCAGGUUAAAUUCAUCCAACUAUAAUCGCUCGUAUAUUGUAUCUCUCCAUUUUCAUUCCUUACAUUGUUUCGUACUCUCCCUGUUGAUUGUGAGUAUGUUUUUGUGUGUCGUGGCUUGUCUGAACAGCAGUCUGUAAUGUAAGUGUUUUAUACAUGAAAUUCACAGAUACUGUAAGAACAUAUAUGCGCUGAAUCAAACACCUAUGACCUGCCUUUUUUAAAGUCUCCUACGUGAAUUGUGAAGGAUGGCAUAUGAUAGAUGUGAGACAGAGAUGAGUCUGUGAGACGGGACAGGAGACUUGCUUGUGGUCAGUGUAUAGCAUAUUAAUUUGAAAAACUGCUCUUUCCAAGUGCCUCACUCAUUUAAUGUAGUCGAGGUUUUGAGUGAAUAUUGAGUGAAGCAUCUUUGAAAAAGAUUGUGUGUGUGUGUGUGCUUUAGAUCUGUUUUUUUUAUCUUUUUUUUAAGACAUCCAGGAAUGUCUUCGUGUGAAGUCCUUGGACAUCUUAUUUUAACCCAAGCAGGCUUAACUGUUGUGCAGCUCUACUGGUAAUAUUCUGUAUUGUUUAUUUUAUAAGAGCUGAUGUGUGGAUUUUUAAUUGAGUUUUAUUUCUGACAGAGGAGGAUAAAGAAGUUACAAAUCAGCUAGCAGUAGAGGUUUGGCUUUCAAUUGUAUUCUGUAUUACUACGUGCAAAACCACUUUUCUUUUCACCUGUCACGUGAAGUUUUAUAGAUUUUAUUUUUGUGCUUUUGUUUAGUUUUGUAAUUAACAUGUUUUUAUUUUUUCUGUUUAUAUGGGCCAAGUGUGAAUCAAUGGCUGCACUGUAUUGCUUUUUUUAGAAAUGCAUUUUAAUGAUUUAUUUGAAUUAUAGUUUACUCUGCCAGGCAUUUGUAAAGUUUUUUUCAAACACCAAAGUAAACACCCUGCUGUUAUGCCUUGA
Molecule: messenger RNA, 2205 nt
Organism: Paramisgurnus dabryanus
Lineage: Eukaryota; Metazoa; Chordata; Actinopteri; Cypriniformes; Cobitidae
Gene: aif1l
Product: allograft inflammatory factor 1-like
Biological process (GO): actin filament bundle assembly; ruffle assembly
Cellular component (GO): ruffle membrane; actin filament
Molecular function (GO): calcium ion binding; actin filament binding
Source: RefSeq, a predicted model, not a curated record